This is a messenger RNA of Mesorhabditis spiculigera, 1545 nucleotides long. The record is from the annotation of a GenBank genome assembly. Lineage: Eukaryota; Metazoa; Nematoda; Chromadorea; Rhabditida; Rhabditidae.
AUGUUCCUUCUAUUAGCCGGAACGAUCCUUCUCGGCCUCCUCGCCUACUACAUCUGGUGGGCGAACGAUCGAAGAUCCUACUGGGAUCGCAAAAACAUCCCCAAUAUCCCCUCUAAACUCUUCUUCGGCCACAUCUGGACCACCAGCAACCCGAAAACUGCCUGGACUACGAAGCUGCCUAUUUACACAAAGAAAUUCGGCAAGUUCUGGGGCUACCAAGAUGGUGUCAAGAACAUUUUGGUAACUGCCGACCUCAAGACGGCCAAGGAGGUGUUGGUCACCAGAUUCGACGAGUUUCAGCAACGAAAGGCAUUCCCUGUGAUCCAGCCGAGCGGGGAUGACCCGAGGGCGCACUUGGCGCAGGCGUGGGGCGCUAGGUGGAAGCGGAUGCGCUCGCUGGUUUCUCCGCAGUUUUCUAACAACAAUUUGAAGCGGGUCUUCCCUCCGCUUGCCGAUUCCGCAAAGCACCUCCUCUUGCAUAUGGAAAAGAAGAAUGGGGAAGAUAUUGAUAUUCACAAGUACUACCAGGAAUACACAAUGGACUGCAUCGCCCGCAUCGCCAUGGGCCAAAAGGAGUCGACGCAAUGGGCCGGGAAUUACAUAGCGCUACUACGAGCGGUCUUUGCUCGCGACCCGCGAGAUCCUUUCUAUGUCGUGGCAGCUGCGAUGCCGUGGUUUAACAAUAUCAUCCGAAAAAUGUUCUUCGCCUUUUCCCUGUUCACCAACAUCGCCCCGCUGAAGCUGAUCUUGAAAAUGCACAGCUUGGUGUCGGAGCGAAAGAAGGAGAGGGCCGAAGAGGCCAAAAACCCGUCAAAAGUCACAAAAGACCACAUCGACUUUAUCGACCUAUUCCUCGACGCUGAAGCCACGGUGGAUUUAGCGGCGGAAUUGCACACAGAUCGAAAGGACGCGAACCUCAAGCAAAUGACGGAGCAAGAGGUGGCGAUGAAUUGCUUUCUGUUCUUGGCUGCCGGUUUUGAUACCACCUCAAAUUCGUUGUCCUACUGCAGCUGGUAUUUGGCGAAAAAUCCGGAGGUUCAACGAAACCUGCAAGAUGAAAUCGAACAAAUUUGUGGGACCGAGGACAUCACCUACGAAAACCUGAACGAGCUCAAAUACCUUGACAUGGUCGUUAAAGAGGCACUCAGACUUCAUCCCCUCGGAGCUUCGGUUGUGUGCCGACGCGCCGGCCAUGAUCUGGAGGUGGCUGGAAUCAAAAUAGAGGAAGGUGAUGAAGUCCAGAUUGACGCUGACAGCAUCCAGAUGGACCCUGAAAUCUGGGGAUCGGAUGCGGCGGAGUUCAGGCCAGAGAGAUGGGAAGAGUUGAGUUCCGAGCAAAAAGAUGCCUUUCUCACUUUUGGAGCUGGGCCAAGGCAGUGCGUUGGAAUGCGGCUAGCCUAUAUAGAAGAAAAGCUGGCCCUGGCCAACGUCCUACGCGAAUUUACGCUUGUCGAAAGUACAAAUACGGAGAAAGUCCUCGAUCUCAAUGGUUUCCUCACCAUCUCACCUGUUUCUGUAACGGUCAAAGUCGAGAAGCGAACGAAU